Molecule: messenger RNA, 4659 nt
Organism: Epinephelus lanceolatus (giant grouper)
Lineage: Eukaryota; Metazoa; Chordata; Actinopteri; Perciformes; Serranidae
Product: TSC22 domain family protein 1
Biological process (GO): positive regulation of cell population proliferation; regulation of transcription by RNA polymerase II; negative regulation of apoptotic process
Cellular component (GO): cytosol; nucleus
Source: RefSeq, a predicted model, not a curated record
UGAGACUGACAGCCCGGCCGUUAGCUGCUGCUGUUCACCGGCAAUGAUACAGCAAACACGGACUCGGUAAGACACCGACAUGGACUUGACGGACACUUUUUACCACUACAAAGACGGAUACUAUUCGGACACCGUUGUCUGUUAACCACAGACAGAGUUUAUUCCUCACCAGGAUUAUUUUGUGUCGGGUAAAAGGAGACUCGACGUCUGAGAGGAAUUGAUGCGACGACUGAUUUCCUGCGACAUAACGUUACACCGGUCAGAUAAGAAGCUUUCGCAUUCACUUUGAAGACCACCUGAGUGAACUGUCAAGGGCUGGGUUUAUUUCUGUGUGCUUGAUUGUGACACUAAUAUCUGCAAAAUAAUCGUAAGUAGUAAAUAGAUAGGGUACACCAAGUUCUAGGAGAGCGUAGCUAAUCGCCAGUACAGCUUUAAGCUAACCAGCGGCUAGCUCAAUUUCGCAUUCUUUGUUUAUUUUGUUUGCUUCGUUUAAUACAGUGUUUUUUAUCUUUCUGGAGUUGGAUACAUACUUGUGGAAAGAAGAAGGAGGUCGCUCAUACGCUGAGUUUGAACGUGACUACAGCCCUGAACGUUUAGCUGGAUUUUUAAAGGACAUAAAUCAUCUGAUUUCUCACUUAUGGCUCGUUAGUAUCGCGGUACUGCAGCUGACCCAGCUAGCUAGCAUCUGUUUUAGCUAGUAGGUAGCGCCAGCAGCCGUCCACUUCUUGGCCCUUAGUAACUCACUGACGGCAGAGAUGCACCACCAAGAGUUUUCUGGAGACCCGCCUGGGACCGGGAGCAGGAAAGGUUUCCACUACAGGAGGGGCAGCAGCGGUGCGUCUGCCUCCUCCGCAGCCGGCGGCAGUGGAGUCAACACGGGCGACGACAACCCAACCCAGGCUGGAUCAAGUUCUCCCGCACUCCACCACCAGCCCCAGUCCCAGUCCCAGUCUGCUGGCGCUCAGGUGAAGAAGAAGAGUGGCUUCCAGAUAACCAGUGUCACCUCAGCUCAGAUCAACGUGAGCGGCAAUAACAGUUUAGCAGAUGACACUGAGAGCUAUGAUGACAUGGAUGAGUCGCACACAGAGGACCUCUCCUCCUCUGAUAUGCUGGAUGUCUCCGUGUCCAGGGCCACCGAUACAGGUGUGCCGGAGAGAAGCUCCUCUGAUGAGACGCUCAACAGUCUCCAUGGGGUCGACACACCUGGAAUUGUGUCACCCAACGAGCCUCUUCACCCUCAUUCCAUCCCUCAGGGGUCUCAGCAGCACACCUCUAUGGUAAAUGGGACCAUGCAUCCUCAUUAUUAUCCUCAGCAACACAACCAGCCCCACCAUCAUCACUCUGAUAGCUUGGGAGGAGGAGAACCCUCAUUGCCAUCGCUUCCUAUUGCUCCCUUGGCUAGCUCCAGCCCUGCUUCCAAAGCCGGGCCGAGCCAGUCACAGAGGCCACCAAUGUUGGAUACCAGUAAAGCUGCAGGAGGGACAACCCAACCAUUAACCCUUAUUGUUGGUGGGACAGCCACUGAUCCACAUCUACAGGGCAGUGUGAACGUUUCAAAUAUGUCUGCUGUCACUGCUUCUGCAGUCCCUCUCUCUGGGCCUGCAGGGUUUGAUAACGCUAGUGUGAGUGGGCAAGUAGCUUCUGUUGGAGGAGGAGCAGGCCCGUCUGCUGCUGCCUCCAACACUCAUACUCAGCACACCCAAACUCAGACAGCUACUGGCUCUCGUUUUAGGGUGGUCAAAUUAGACACUAACUCUGAGCCAUUCCGCAAAGGAAGAUGGACAUGUACAGAGUACUAUGAAAAGGAGGUUCCUCAUUCAACUACAUCUGAAGCACCAAAAGGUGCAGAAGUGGCUGCAGAGACUGAGGCAGGUAAUGCUGGGAUUAGCCAGAGCAUACCUGCUGUACAGCCACCUCACACGCUUCAGCCCUAUCAGCUGCCGAGCCAGGACUUCACCAGUCCACAAGCAAUGCAGAGCCCACCCCAGGGACUGGCCCAAACUGCUCCUCUGACGUAUGUUGCACCCCAGGAUGUUGUUGCUGGGGCACACUUGCAGAAACCAGUGGCUCCUGUCACUCUCCCUACAGCCACACCACAGGCCGCUGUAAGUCAGCCUCCCCCUGUAAUACCCCAGCAGCUGCCCUACACUAUGGAUCCCCACCAGACUCAGGCAGGUUACCCUGCACCUCAGUUCCAUGCAGGGGUCAUAGCCCCGGGAAGUGUCCGACAGCCAGACUUUAUACAGCCCACUGCUCCCUUUCAGACCCAGGUUCAGCCUCCGCUGCCACAUGUUACAACAGGAAUCUCCAUAACACCUGUUCCAGGGGUCACGGCACAGCCACCGGUCAGCAUAACUCAGCAGCUGCCCCUUCAAGGUCAGGUGGCCCCACCUGCCACAGCAACAUUUACAGGACAGCAACAGACUCUCCCAGCUCAACCCCAACCUCUCUCACAGCCGCAAGUCCAACCCCCCGCUGCUGCAACAGGCCCAGUAGCACCCACCCAUGGGACCCCCUACAUGCCAUUGACUGCACUACGAGCUGACCUCCAGCCUCUCCUCACCUUGGGUGCGACCCUCACCCAGGUCCCUGGAGGAGGGAGCUCCAUAAGAACAUCCCAGCUGGAGGACGCACAGAAGCUUCUGCUCCAGCACCAAAGCCUGCUGGGUCUGCCCAGGCUAGGGGUGGCAGCAGGUGGAGAGGGGGCUGCAGAGGCCGGCGGUGCUGCUGGAACGCUGGCCCACAUGGGGAUGUCGGCUGAAGCCAGCGCCUUUAUGGCUGCUGCUGCAGGCCUCAGGACUCAGCACACUGAAGGAGAGGAGGACAGCUCUUCCGGCGCAAGUGUGGUGGCCAUUGACAACAAGAUUGAACAAGCGAUGGACCUGGUCAAGAGCCACCUGAUGUACGCCGUGCGCGAGGAGGUGGAGGUGCUGAAGGAGCAGAUCAAAGAGCUGAUCGAGCGCAACACUCAGCUGGAGCAGGAGAACAACCUGCUCAAGAACCUGGCCAGCCCCGAGCAGAUGGCUCAGUUCCAGGCGCAGGUCCAGACCGGCGGCUCCCCGACUGGCGCUGCCCAGCCUCCGGUGCCGGUCUCUGCCGGAACCAUACAAGCCCUCCCCUCCACACAGAGCUCCGGUAUGUCUGCGUAACACAGAAGCUGCACACUGGAGAGCCCCCUGAGGAUGAGACACAGGGGUGAUGGGAGGAAAAAGAAGAAGAGGAGGAGGAGGAGGAGGAAGGAGGAAGGAGUCUUGCCAUACUGUGAACUGACUCUAGCAUCAAGACCGACUAUGCCACCGUCUCGAGGAGCGCACACGUCAACUUAAACCGGAGGACAAACUUUCUUUUGUUGCACAUUUAAUUUAACUGAAAGACUUUGGAGUUGCACCGGUGUGUGUGUGCGUGUGUGUGUGUCCGCUUUUAUUAUGUGCUUCAGACAAUCGUCAUCAUGGUGAUAACGAGGGGAGCUGACAGGAACUGAGCUGCCGCCAUUGUUCAGAGGAAGGCGCUAAAACAUGAGACCUGGCCAAUCAUGGGGAGUACGCCGCAUGCUCUUGUCAGUGCUGUUGAAUCCCUCGCUGUGUGACCUGUGGAACGUGUGCCAUCGUCACCCUGCCCCCACCUCAGCCCAGCACUCUCCAUCAGCACACUUUACAUUUUUUUACUGUUUUAUUUUUAAUUUCUUUAGUGCUGCACUUUUUUUUCAGACGAAGCGGUGGACGAACUCUUAAAGAUUCGUACGACCCAUCUGGAAUGGGAGCCGAUGAUGUCGUAGUGAUGUUCUGGGUUUGAGACGGGGCUUAUAAAGAAUUUUGAAAUAUGUAUUAUGUGCGCCUCAUCGUUCACUUUGAGAGCUCUUUGUUCUUUUUCACGUAGCCGUCCCCACCCUUCACUCACCCGUUUGUGGAUGGAGCGUCAAACAUUUAUGCAGGGAAUCAAGGUUUUUAUAGGGAAAGGUUUGUGUUUGUCUGUUUUUGUUGAUGUUACUAUAGUGAUCUGUAAAAAUAAUUGAUGGGAAGGCAAAUAAGUAGGACAUGACUGUUUCUAGGUAGUGAACUUUGUAAAAAAUUUCCAGUUAAAUUCUGCCAAGUGCCUGGUUUCUAACCAUAGAUACAUAUAUAAGCUUUUUUUAGUUGUUUUAUUCAAUGUGUAAAUAUAUGUAUAGAUAUAUAUAUCUAUGGUUUACCAGGUUUUGAACUACCUGUGAUGUCAUUACUCAGGGUGGGAACACAAGAGGAUCAUUUACCUCGACACUAAGAUGCUGUCUCUCCUGCAGUGACACACGGCCUCGUACUGUACGUGAACUCUCCUCUGCCGUCGCUUAACUCACUCGCUCAAAUUAUCUGGACUGUUUGACCAUUUUUUUUUGGGGACGUGUGAUAUUGUUUUUUUGUUGUUUUUUUUGUUUGUUUUUUUUUCUUUUUGUCUUUUGUACAAGCCAAGUGUUUGGAGUUGCUCGCUGUGCAACUGGAGCGCUGAACACGAAUUAUGAUGAGACACUUGGCGAGAUUUGAAUUUAGAAAAAACAAAAACAAAGGAAAAUGCCUAGCAGAAGUAUGUCGAUGUUUUGUGCAUGUUCCUCAGCCCAUCACAAAUGUGACGUUACAAUUGCACUAGACAGUUGCACCUCAAAUAAAAAAUGAAAACGAAAAAGUGAAA